AUGGAGCCCUCAACGUCAGGAUCCGCUUCAACCUCUCAGCCUACAAGGUCUCCACUCCAGCCGGCACGCAAUACACCCUUCGUUGACGAUCUUGCCGUCAACACAGACCGAACCGGCGCUAUGCUCAACGCCACAUUCGACCGAUCUGCUCUACUUGCGACUUUGCCGACACUUGAUCCGCCGCACUUCCUGGCACCCGCGAUCGCUACGGCAGCACGUUGCACAACGAAACAUCUAUCCAUCGUACUGUACUCGCGCCAUUUCAACUCUGGAGCUUCAGCAGCGCGCAAGCGCUCUCAGAGCGUGUCAUCCCGACAUUCGCGUCGAUCCCAGGGCAGCGUGUCCAGCAUCUCGAGCAUGGACACACCCACCUCCCGCGUAGCGUUGUGGGAUGACAUACAGCGCUUGCUCACGUAUGUCUAUGUUGCGGCUACGCGCGUCGCCCAAGAGCUCGACCGAAUACUGCUAGAUGUGGACGUCCUGCUAAAGGGCUUGGACGACGAGCUACCCGAAGGAUUCGGAAAGGACAUGCAGAUCAUGUUCAGGAUACAAGGAGAUAGCAUUCCUGCACUACUACCUCCAGCACUUGCUUCACUGAGGAUAUGUUGGUGCACAAACCGGAACCCGGAGAGCCAGGCCGGCACACCUCAUGCUGAGCGCAACGUCGAUCCUGACCAGCCGUCCUCGUACCCUGUCGCUGCGUUAGGCGGCACCUUCGAUCAUUUGCACGCCGGGCAUAAGAUUCUGCUCAGUAUGGGCGCUUGGGUAGCAGAUGAGAAGCUCAUUGUCGGGGUAACUGAUGAAGUGCUGUUGAAAGGCAAGAAAUUCCGGCACGUCAUGGAGCCCAUCAAUGUACGCACCAGUAAGGUAGAAGCUUUCCUCGCUCGCUUCAAGCCCUCACUACGAUGUGAUGCCGUUCCGAUUGCCGACGUAUAUGGACCUACCGCAACCGACCCCAACAUUCAGGCGCUGAUCGUCAGCCACGAGACCUUGAGUGGCGCUGCUUCGAUCGACAAAUUACGCGCGGAACGUAAACUGCCAGCCCUGAAGACGCUAGUCAUUGAUGUCAUCUCUCAUGAUUCUACAAAGUUGGACCCAGCGGAGGCCGAGAUCCUGAAACAGACUAAGAUGAGCAGUACCUUCAUCAGAGAAUGGAUCGCGAAGCGGUUAGAGCAACAAGACAACGAUGCGAAUGUUUAA
This is a messenger RNA of Peniophora sp. CBMAI 1063, 1200 nucleotides long. The record is from the annotation of a GenBank genome assembly. Lineage: Eukaryota; Fungi; Basidiomycota; Agaricomycetes; Russulales; Peniophoraceae.